Synchiropus splendidus (mandarinfish) is the source of this 2683-nucleotide messenger RNA. RefSeq names its product RAN binding protein 9 (gene ranbp9). The record is from RefSeq and is a predicted model, not a curated record. Gene Ontology annotation, molecular function: protein binding. Gene Ontology annotation, cellular component: cytoplasm. The transcript has 14 exons. NCBI's taxonomy places the organism in Eukaryota, Metazoa, Chordata, Actinopteri, Syngnathiformes, Callionymidae. The coding region runs from base 360 to 2162 and encodes 600 amino acids. Gene Ontology annotation, biological process: cell surface receptor signaling pathway; cytoskeleton organization.
UCAAAUUCACGUAUCCCGCUCCGACAACAAACAAAGACGAAGCUAACCGAGCUCUCCUCCACUCUUCAGCCGUCCAGUCGAACUCUACUCGCCCAUGCCAGCCACUGUGGUCCCGCUGACCCGUGUCCUCUAACCCAGUGCGUCACACGGCUUGUCGUCUGUGUCGGUGGGUCCGUGUCAGUCGAGCAGUCCGAACCAGCGCUCCGCGUCAGUGGCCGAGCAGAGCGCGUUAGCCAGGCUAGCUGCUGCUGGGCUAAAACCCCCCGUCUUCCCUUCUGAACUUGGCGCUGUCGGACACCAGCGGUCCUGGUAGCUGCGGUGACUUUGGCUUGUUACAAACAAGCCACAUUCCCAGCGCCAUGUCCGGACAGUCGUCAGGCUGCGGCUUCCUGAUGUCGGUGGUCGUCCACGGAGACUCGACUCUGAACGAGCAGGAAAAGGAGCUCAGCCAGCGGCUCCGGAGACUGUACCCGGCCGUCAACGAAAACGAGAGCCCACUUCCUCGCUCCUGGAGCCCGAAAGACAAGUUCAGCUACAUCGGCCUGUCCCAGAACAACCUGCGCGUCCAUUAUAAAGGUCACGGAAAAACUCCCAAAGAUGCUGCGUCAGUCAGAGCCACUCACCCCAUCCCUGCCGCCUGCGGGGUUUACUACUUCGAGGUGAAGAUCAUCAGUAAAGGACGUGACGGGUACAUGGGCAUUGGUCUCUCGGCUCAGGGUGUGAACAUGAACAGACUGCCAGGUUGGGACAAGCACUCGUAUGGUUACCACGGCGACGACGGCCACUCCUUCUGCUCGUCCGGCACCGGGCAGCCGUAUGGACCCACGUUUACGACCGGCGACGUGAUAGGCUGCUGCGUCAACCUCAUCAACAACACUUGCUUCUACACCAAGAACGGACACAGCCUAGGAAUCGCCUUCACGGAUCUUCCACCCAACUUGUACCCGACAGUGGGUCUGCAGACUCCAGGCGAGGUGGUGGACGCCAACUUCGGCCAGCACCCAUUUGUGUUCGACAUCGAGGACUACAUGCGAGAGUGGAGGACUAAGAUUCAGGCACAGGUGGACAGGUUCCCCAUCGGGGAGCGCGAGGGCGAGUGGCAGUCCAUGAUCCAGAAGAUGGUGGCCUCUUACCUGGUGCACCACAGCUACUGUGCCACUGCAGAAGCCUUCGCCAAGUCUACGGACCAGGCCGUGCACGAGGAGCUGGCCUCCAUCAAGAACAGGCAGAAGAUCCAGAAGCUGGUGUUGUCGGGCAGGAUGGGCGAGGCCAUCGAGACCACGCAGCAGCUGUAUCCCAACCUCCUGGAGAGGAACCCCGACCUUCUAUUCAUGCUCAAAGUGAGGCAGUUCAUUGAGAUGGUGAACGGGACGGACAGCGAGGUGAGAUGUCUCGGGGGUCGCAGCCCCAAGUCACAGGACAGCUACCCGGGCUCGCCGCGGACCUUCAGCAGCCCGGGCCACAAAGGCGGUAGCUCCCAGUCCUACCUCACAGGUUUCGACAGCAACUGUUGCAACGGCGUAACGACGAACAAGAGCCACGCCUCCUCACCUCAUGGUCACAAGCCAGGCCUGCCGGUCUCUGGCUCCGCCUCCUCAGGCGCUGACGUCAGUCUAAAUGGAAGCCACAGCCAGCUACCCACGUCUAGCAGCGAUGUAGACAUGGAGGUGGAUCACUUCACCAACGGCGUGUCCGAGUCCUCCUCGAAUGGCUUUCUCAAUGGCAGCUCUAAACACGCCGAGCUGGACGACUGUGACGCCGACAUGGAGGUGGAGUCGGUCCAGUCCAAGAGGCAGCUGUGUGGGGGCAGCCAGGCCGCCAUCGAGAGGAUGAUCCACUUCGGCCGAGAGCUGCAGAGCAUGAGCGAGCAGCUGCGCCGCGAGUGUGGGAAGAACUCCACCAACAAGAAGAUGCUGAAGGAUGCCUUCAGCCUACUGGCCUACUCGGACCCCUGGAGCAGCCCGGUGGGCUUCCAGCUGGACGCCAUCCAGAGGGAGCCGGUGUGCUCCAUCCUCAACAGUGCAAUAUUAGAGACUCACAACCUGCCCAAGCAGCCCCCCCUUGCCCAAGCUGUCGGCCAGGCCGCCCAGUGCCUUUCCAUCAUGGCACGGACGGGCAGUGGAUCCUGCGCCUUCGCCUCCGUGGAGGAUUACCUGCACUAGCACACACACACACACACACACACACACACACACUCCUCAGGAGCAGCUUCUUCAUCAGUUGAAGGUCUCCUCGUGUCUCACUUCCCGCGUCAAGAGCCCCCUCCCUUAUCAAGUGUUCCUGAGUUGGCCUCGCUAUCGCCACCUGCUGCUUUGACUGAUGAACUUCUGGCAGCCCCGCAGGGUGACUCGGGACAGGUUACAUUGAUGUGAAAAAAGACGGCGAGCAGCAUGGCGUCCCCAUCUCCCCUCCCCCUUUUGACUUUGUACCCUGGCAGGUUUGUGUGUGCACGUGGUGGACUCUGCGGAAGCCUGGAAGCCAGCGGCUCCGUUUUUAAUUUACUCCCUUUCUCAAGACGGCGGCCACAAGGGGGCAACGCCCAACUUUUGUUUUUAGGGUUUUCAGGUGAUUUCAUCGUGCAGACGAUUUAUAACGACCAUAUUAAUUAUUGUUACCCGCUUACACAGUAUAUUUGUUGAACGCCAGCAAGCUCCACCUUCUGAAAAUAAAGAUCCCAAUUUCA